AUGCACAACUGCCUUCGCGUCGCAGAGAUACUCUACGAGGUCUGUUGGCACGUCAGAUCGCAAUCAUAUUACUACGGCAUGACCCGAGACCUUGCUCGGCUGGCGCGCGUCUCCAACCUUUUCCAUGAUCCUGCGUUGGAUGCCUUGUAUUAUAAGGUUAUGGGAAUCUACAAGGUUUUCAUGACGCUUCCAAGAGAUUCUUGGGUGAUUAAUGAAGGCGGUGCUUUCUCGUUUACACGGCCGCUUCAAGCGAGUGACUGGGAGUGCGUUUUCAGGUGCUCGCGUCGUGUACGAAGACUAUUCGAACCUAAAGGAGGGUCGCCGAAGCUAUCAGAGGAAGCGUACGACAUUAUUUGCCUUUCCCCAGACCCUCUCUUCCUGGGCCUUCAAAGUCUAAAAUGGGGUUGCGAGGCAUUUCACAGCAACUUCGUCCUCUUUUGCUGCGGCCCUAGAGUGAAAAAUCUGGACCUUUCUUACGUGCCAACCGAGUUCUUCCCUUCCCUUUCCACAAUCAGCGCUACUUGCCAAAAUCUACGCGAGCUCGAAGUGGAUCCCGCAAACUUCGAAGACUCGGACAUCCAUCAGCGUGCCUUAGAGGAGGCAUUACCCACAAUGCACUUUCUGAGAAAGCUAUCGCUCUAUGUUAUGUCCAGCCUGACUUUGUUACGAGUAAUCGACAAGCUUCCAUCACUCAGAGAGCUCAAGAUACGAGCGCUUACGGAUCCCGAGAUAUGGUCGUCUUCAUCUUCCCAGGAUACCAACUUCUCAUUUUCGUCCAUUGAUAGCUUGAGUAUCUGGCAUUCUCCUUUCCCAGCAAUUGCGAGGACUCUGGACGUCAUCGGGAGGUUACCUCGGGUAGAGACGUUCGAGGGCAUCUCUAUCUCCGAAGAGGGCGUAGAGCACGUAAUCCGAUCUAUCGCGUCGCAACUAGACCCCGCUCGCCUAGCGGCUGUGUCUUUAGGCUCGAUCAGCGGGUUCGUUCCAUCUGCCACACCGUUGGAUGUGACGUGUCUCGGUCUGUUGAAACCAUUUGUCAACAUCGAAACGAUAUCUAUCGUGACAUGCAUACGGUUCUCUUUGGACGAUGACGAUAUCUCAAGCCUCUCAUCGUCCUGGCCGAAGCUUCGUCAUCUCACACUGGAGGGAGGAGACCAGGCCAACUGGUAUCACGACAAGAAACCGACACUCAAGGGGAUCAAAACGCUCUCGCAUAACUGCCCCCAGCUGAGCGACGUUAACAUCUCCAUCGACAUUCGCACUCGUUGCGAAAUCUCGCAGUUGGCUGAUGAUCGUCGUCACCAGAAUCUCUCGACAUUAUCUAUAGGCUGUGCGCCAAUCGAACAUUCCGACAUCCAGCUUAUCGCAUCUUUCCUGGUUUCCCUAACAGCUAAACCUCUAGUACACAGAGUGGUCAUCCAGUCCCAGGAUCGGUCACGAUUGACAACAAUGCACGACUGUUUCCAGAUACCAGAGUUACUCGAUAAGAUCUGUGGUGAAGUAAUGAACUACGACGAUAUCGAUAGAUCCAGCAGAUCUCUUGUUAAAUUGGCCCAAACCUGCAAGCUCUUCACAGAGCCAUCAUUGAAUGCUGUUUACUUUGAGAUCCGAGGGUUAGAUCGCCUCUUCAUGCUCUUUCCUCGUGAUACUUGGAGAUUGAGCGAUCACGGAACUUUCCAUUUUUCUAGAAAGCUGAAGCUAUCUGACUGGGAGAUCUUCGAUGCGAACUCUCAUCGCAUCAAAAGAAUGUUCCAGCCCGAGGAUUCCGUCAAGUUACGGAAGAAUGUAUAUGAAGCGAUCGCUCUUUCACCCCACCUCCCACUACUGCCAAAUCUUCGAGCCAUCUACUGGGCUGAAUCAAAAGCUGAUCUUCCGGGUUACUUCAUCCGAUGCCUGUGCAGCCCCAACAUCGCCGUUUUAGGGAUGCGCGGGAUCCCAUCCAACUUCAUUCCACUUGUAUCAGCCAUCGGCGUAAGCUGUUCCGGCCUGCAAAAACUCCAUGUCCAUAUCCAUAACAAUAGCGAUGUUGGAGACUUCCGGCAGGUUCUCAUGGAGUCCCUACCCCAUAUGUCGAACCUGCGACUCUUAGACCUGGAUAUUGCUCCUGAUUGCUCCCUUCUGAGUGUUAUAUCGAAGCUGGCACUCCAGGACUUAACAACUCGAUCGUUUGAGGUAUCACAUACGGUUAAGCAGUGCGUCAAUGGGAACAAUCAAUGGGUCAGCCUGCGAAGCAUCUGCUUGGUUCGCGCUUCUUCCAGCAGUAUCCCCACAUUACUUGGUCACAUUGGAUAUCUGCCCAACGUUUCGGUCUUGAAGUAUUUAGACGUCGGCAACCCGCAGAUUCACAUCAAAGGAAUAUUAGAAGCUAAAAAUCGCCAUUUUGACCACGCUGCACUCUCCGUUUUCACCUUACAGGAAUCAAAAUUCGACAUUGGGUGGCCAAUUGAUGAUAACCCAAACGAAGAUGUCAAUGCUGCCAAUGCUACUGAAGGUGUUGACUUCUCCUCAUUCAUUCCUAUGACGAGCUGGGUCCAUCUACAAAAGCUGAUCAUGCGGUCAUCAUCCCUGCCUUACCUAAACGACGAUACCCUCGCGACAUUAGCCAACUCCUUCCCGAGCCUUCGAGUGUUCCAUGCUCACGCCAUGUCGACUGGGCUCUCUGGCUCGAGGAACUUUAGCUCGGUUACCUUCAAAGGGCUUGAUAUUCUUCUGCAAAGAUGCCUCCUGCUCGAGGAUAUCAAUCUGACCAUAAACGCCACCGUCCCCUACAAAACUACUGGGUCCAAAGUGUCACGCAACACUCGCAUCACUACUCUCAACAUAGGCGACUCACAGAUAGAUAAUCCCGUAUACGUAGCAUCAAUCCUCCGCUACUUACUUCCUCACCUUCGUAACGUCCGGACGUCCUGUUAUGCAGAGAGGCGCAGAGAGCUAUGGAAGCAAGUGAACCUUAUUGUGUUUGCCAGUUAUGCGCACAGGUUGUAUGAGAAGGAACUGGCCAGGGCCGAGGAAGAAGAAUCUUUCGCAGAAAUUUGGUUGCCAUCAACGAAUUUCUUGGAGACUUCUGCAGAAAUGAAUAUGAAUUUCAAUGACGAGUACAAAAAUGACGGGAUCGCAUUCUGGUAG
Molecule: messenger RNA, 3123 nt
Organism: Coniophora puteana RWD-64-598 SS2
Lineage: Eukaryota; Fungi; Basidiomycota; Agaricomycetes; Boletales; Coniophoraceae
Exons: 5
Coding region: 1-3123 (1040 amino acids)
Biological process (GO): SCF-dependent proteasomal ubiquitin-dependent protein catabolic process
Cellular component (GO): SCF ubiquitin ligase complex
Source: RefSeq, a predicted model, not a curated record